AGGGGUCGAAAAACUCCAAAACCUCUGCAUCGAAAAACACUAUAAAAUACCCACAACUUCCAUUGUGCACUUCCAAACAGCUGCAAAAAAGACUAGUAGCUUAAUUUGAGAGCUUUUUUGUAAAUUUUCGAGGUGUUUUGAGCGCCAAAAUGGAAGAAAACGUUGGCGUUCCGAGGACGGCGAACGACGCCGAAGGUCUCUCCGUUGUGACUUCGUUGGGAGAAGUAAGCGAACAGAUUACCAUUACCGAAGAGCUGCCGAACGAACACGACUCUAACCAACAAUACGAGCAAAACCCCAGUGAAUCGGCAUCAAAUGCCGUCCAGCAAUGCGAGGUGCAGGUAGUAAAAGUAGCGAAUGUCGGCGGAGGAAUGAACAUUACGUUUUCAACCCCGGCAUUGAUCACUCGCUCGGAGGAAGAUGGCGGCCAAACGCACACGAUUCAAGUCGCCGAAUCUGCCCUUGCCCCGAUACAGGAAGUGGCCAUUGCAAGUCCAGAGAAUUCCAAUAGAUCUGACACGCCAAUUCAGGGCGACUGCGACAUACAUGAAGAACAAGACCAAGAAAGUUUGCAUAUUCAAGAAGGAUCAAGCCCUGAGCCAUCGCACCGGCGAGACGACAACCAUAAGUCGACAUCGUGGGACGCGGUCAUAAACGCCGAGGUUCUGUCAGUACGAUGUAGAAAUGAAACAGCUGAGUUACACAAGUCUAAACUGGGAUCUGGGGGUCGAGGAAAGUGCAUAAAGUACAAUGAUGAAUGGAUGACUCCAUCAGAGUUUGAAGCUCGGUGUGGACGUGCUUCAUCGAAAGACUGGAAGCGUAGCAUCAGAUACAGUGGACGCACCCUGCAGACAUUAAUAGAGGAGGGUGUCCUAACACCUCACGCUACUUCUUGUACCUGCGCAUCAUGCUGUAACGAUGACACCCUGGCUGGCCCUGUCCGGCUGUUUGUCCCUUACAAGCGCCGCAAGAGGGUGUCCUCGCAGUCCAGUCUUGCGUCGCCAGUGUUGAAGAAGAGUAUGUCGCUCAGCUCUGAUCCAACCAAAAGAGAAGGUGGACAUAGUCUUAUGAUGAGAUCUGCAAGUGUGGAUUCAGCUGGAGGUACCUUUGUGACAGAGUCCGGCAACGCCAUAGAAGCUGGAGAUAUCAUCCAAGUGUCCAGUGGUGCUGUGGCACACCUUCAACCUCUCAUGAAAGAUCUGUCUACAGGAAUUAUUACCGUUAGCUCAGGCGCCUCCAUACCUCACACACCCAUGACACCCAUGACGCCCCUUACCCCUAUGGCACCCAUGACACCUGGUCUUUCCACACCGGGCACCCCUAUUGUCACCCAGAUGACUAGCAUGGCCCAUAAUGCCGCUGUAACCAUGGCGGUGCCAGUCUCAGAGGUCAACAUGGAGCAGAAACGGAACUGGUGGCAUAUUGAAGAGAUGGUUAACUCCUUGCUAAGCACUGCCCAACAACUAAAGUGCAUGAUUGAACAAGCCAAGCUCCAGUCAGAGGCGGCAAGAGAGGCAGCUGUCGCCCAGGCUAAACUACAGGCAGAGGCAGAGAAGAAAGAGCUGUUGUCCCAGACUCGCAUGAACUCACUAAUUCAGCUGACAAAAGCGCUGAAUGACGCACAGGCCGAGAGAGAACAAGCGGUUCAGCAGGCUCUUCAGCAUGCUAAGGCUGACAAGAUGGAAGCAGUAGCUGAUGCCAGGCAGCAACAGUUUAUUAAGACUUACACUGGGCAAGCUGAAGCAGUUACCUCAGAGCAGCAAGCGGCUGAGGACAAAAACGGGAUGGAAUGAUGAAUCAUAGCUGUGGGCGUAACUUUGACACUGUUGGGCCAGUAUUGGACCAAGAGUGGACACAUAUUUUAAACAUACCAUCAUGGAUGUACACAGCCGUUCAUAUUGGAAAAGUAUUGGUUUCAUUGGGCCAUGACUGGAAAAGUACUUUAAACAUACCAUCAUGGAUGUACACAGCCGUUAAUUUUGGACAAGUAUUGGUUUCAUUGGGCCAUCACUUGACAAGUAUUUUCAUACCAUCAUUGAAUACGUAUAUGGCCUUUCAUAUUGGACAAAUAUUGGUCCAUCAUCGAUGUCAGUAUUGGAACAGUCAAUGCUCACAGACAGUAUGUAUGUAUGUAUGUAGGAGCAGAAAAGGCCAGAUCAGUAGCUAGUAUAGCAUGUUCAUCGGUUUACCCAUACUGUACCGCCCUAGCCUUAUACUGAGAUUUACUAUAGGAGUAAACCUUAUAAUUAGAUGUUGCACUACUGUGGCCACCAUAACAAAUUUGAUGUGGAUACCAUUAGGAUACCACAUUAUUUAUCUUUAUUGGUUUACUUAACAAAAUUGUAAGGGUGUCAUGCUAGCGUUUAUCUCACUAUAAUUUGCAUGAUUGCCUUAGUUGUAUUGCUAGGGUUACCAAAGAGUUUUGAUAGUUCAAUAGAACAUUCAGAAAAAAAACCUCUUAUUCAAACUCUUAUAGCUCAAAUUCACUACUAAAUCAAACUGAGUUUAAUUUACCUUUAUUGACCUACUUUUCAAACCUUUUCGAACAAGAAAAUCAAACUUCCUAUAACUCGUACUUUUUUUUUGUUCUGCUUGGCCAUACUUCCUUCUUACUCCUCAAAAUUAGUGUUGAUCAUGUUUUAUCGGAUAUUUUGAUUGAUAUGAUAAUUUGAAGCUGUGCUAACAUGGACUUACUUUUGUCUCUUCAAAUUUUGGGUUAACAUGGCUGUACUGACUGUAGUAGACUGUGUAUCCAAAACCUUAAAACACUUUAAAGAGAAGAUUUAACAUUGUAUGAUAGAGUAUUUCACAGUUAUAUGUGAUGCCUUUGUAAUAGCUGUUAUGAUGACAUGUACAUAAGUUUGGCAUUUUAUUGGGUUUCCUGUGCUAUGCUUGUAAUUUGUAUCUUACCAAAAUAGGAUAUAAUGUCUAAAAGCAGAUGGGUUUCCUGUGGUACACUCACGCUUUCACACCACAGGAGUCCCGAUAUAUCCCAUUGGUAUCUUCUCUUUGAACCAUUAGCCUUUCCUAUAUUGCUAUGAAAACUUAUGUAAAUAUUUACUUGUUUAUAUAUUAAAGUAUUUUAAAAGUU
Messenger RNA from Nematostella vectensis (starlet sea anemone), 3091 nucleotides. RefSeq names its product deformed epidermal autoregulatory factor 1 homolog. Lineage: Eukaryota; Metazoa; Cnidaria; Anthozoa; Actiniaria; Edwardsiidae. The record is from RefSeq and is a predicted model, not a curated record. The coding region runs from base 150 to 1793 and encodes 547 amino acids. Gene Ontology annotation, molecular function: DNA-binding transcription activator activity, RNA polymerase II-specific; RNA polymerase II cis-regulatory region sequence-specific DNA binding. The transcript is spliced from 10 exons. Gene Ontology annotation, biological process: positive regulation of transcription by RNA polymerase II.